Molecule: messenger RNA, 771 nt
Organism: Megalops cyprinoides (Indo-Pacific tarpon)
Lineage: Eukaryota; Metazoa; Chordata; Actinopteri; Elopiformes; Megalopidae
Gene: fgf3
Product: fibroblast growth factor 3
Exons: 3
Coding region: 19-771 (250 amino acids)
Biological process (GO): positive regulation of gene expression; fibroblast growth factor receptor signaling pathway; regulation of cell migration
Cellular component (GO): cytoplasm
Molecular function (GO): growth factor activity; fibroblast growth factor receptor binding
Source: RefSeq, a predicted model, not a curated record
AUUUUCGGCCAUGCCACAAUGGUUAUAAUUUUGGUCUUGUUGUUGCUGAGUUUCCUGGAUCCCAGUAAGCAGGAAUCUGUGCCUCCGAGAUUGGCGAGAAAUCGCACUGUGCCUUGUGCCAGGGGCCAGGCGUGUGACCCAAGGCAGCGGAGAGAUGCAGGGGGACGCGGUGGAGUCUAUGAACACCUCGGAGGGGCACCAAGACGCAGAAAGCUGUACUGUGCCACCAAAUACCAUCUGCAAAUACACCCAAACGGGAAAAUUGACGGUUCUUUAGAAGAGGACAACCCGUUAAGCAUACUGGAGAUCACUGCGGUUGACGUUGGUGUGGUGGCAAUAAAGGGACUAUUCUCAGGCAGAUAUCUGGCUAUGAACAAAAAAGGACGCCUUUAUGCUUCGGAUGUGUUCAAUGAGGAGUGUGAGUUUGUGGAGCGCAUCCAUGAGCUGGGUUACAACACCUAUGCCUCCCGGCACUACCGCACAGCGCCGCCAUCUGCGGGGAAUGGCAAGCGGCGUGCCAGCGCUGAGAGACUCUGGUACGUGUCUAUCAAUGGGAAGGGCCGGCCCAGGAGGGGCUUUAAGACCCGCAGGACAGAGAAGGCCUCCCUCUUUUUGCCACGGGUACUGGGCCACAAAGACCACGAAAUGGUACACAUGCUUCGCACCAGCCUCCGCUACCAGGAGAAUGCCCUGACGCCAGCCGGGCAAGUGGAGCACAGGAGACGAAGGCAUAGGGUCACUGUGCCCCAGUCCACAGAGCCCGUGGACUAA